CUCUCUCUCUCUCUCUCUGCAGCAGUUCCUCAAGUGAACUUUAAAACUUCUGAAGCUCCAGGAACCUGCGCAGGACGAUGAACGUGUGGAAUAUCAUCUGCUUUUUGUCUUUUAGUGCUGCUGUCAUUCAAUGAGAUCUGCGUGUAUUCAGUGUGUAAGGGGUCUGUUAAGGUGACAUGAUGGAGGGCUUUUGGGCUGCCGUCUUCCCUGUCCUCAGGAUUUGGUUUAACUGUUUGGUGCUCUUGAUCAUGUUACCGGCCAUGUUCGGCAUCUCUCUUGGCAUCACAGAGACUUACAUGAAGGUUCUCAUCAAAAGCCUGGAGUGGGCGACACAUAGAAUCCAGCGGGCAAGCAGAGCGGAAGAAAUACUCAAACAUUCUGCGUCCAAUGGCGGUUUAAUCCAGCGAGAUGACUCCUCGUUAGAGCAGGAGAUCGAGGAGUUGAGACGGAACAGACCGAAGCCGGCGGAGCACGGAGACUUUACUCUGAGCGAUGUGCUUUACUUUACCAGGAAAGGCAUUGAAAGCAUCGUGGAGGACGACGUCACGCAGAGAUUCACUUCAGAGGAGCUGGUGUCCUGGAAUCUUCUCACCCGAACCAACAACAACUUUCAGUACAUCUCAGUCAGACUCACUAUACUGUGGGGAGUCGGUGUGAUUGUGAGAUACUGCAUACUUCUUCCUCUGAGACUCACACUGGCAGGUAUAGGCAUAAGUUGGCUGGUGAUCGGCACGACUCUGGUGGGAUUUCUCCCUAACUGCAGGGUGAAGGGUUGGCUGAGUGAACUCGUCCACUUGAUGUGCUACAGAAUCUGUGCGAGAUCGCUGUCAGCAACCAUUCAUUACCACAAAAAACAGAACAGACCAAAGAAGGGAGGAAUUUGUGUGGCCAAUCACACUUCACCCAUUGAUGUCGUCAUUCUGGCUAAUGAUGGCUGCUAUGCCAUGGUCGGGCAGGUUCACGGUGGUUUAAUGGGUGUCAUCCAGCGGGCCAUGGAGCGCUCGUGUCCUCACAUCUGGUUUGAGAGAGCCGAGAUGAGGGACCGCCACCUGGUGACACAGAGGUUAAGAGAUCAUGUAAAUGACAAAACAAAACUCCCAAUCCUUAUAUUCCCUGAAGGAACGUGCAUCAACAAUACCUCAGUAAUGAUGUUUAAAAAGGGGAGCUUCGAAAUCGGAGGAACUAUUUACCCCUUGGCCAUAAAGUAUGACCCUCAGUUUGGAGAUGCGUUCUGGAACAGCAGCAAGUAUAACAUGGUGAGUUAUCUGCUGCGGAUGAUGACCAGCUGGGCCAUCGUGUGUAACGUCUGGUAUAUGCCUCCCAUGACACAGGAGGAGGGAGAGAAUGCCGUGCAGUUUGCCAACCGAGUGAAAUCCGCCAUUGCCCAACAAGGAGGUUUAGUGGACUUGGCCUGGGACGGAGCUCUGAAGCGAGCGCGGGUGAAGGAUUCCUUUAAAGAGCAACAGCAGAAGAUGUACAGUCACAUGGUGGUGGGAGAGGACAGUAGCGACUAAGACAGAACACAGAAGCUUGGAGGUUCUCAUCCAUCAAUCAGAGACUGUGACUGAACACCAAUGAUCAAAGGGCUUGAUAUUCUCAUCGGCCAAUCAGAGGCUUGGUAAUCCACUCACAAAUGAUUCCAGAAAAUACGCCAACGUCUGUACUACUGCUGCGAAUAUAUGCUGAAGAUAUUUUGAAAUAGGAAAAUAUAAAUAUGCAUGAACACCGAGGCUGCAAAAUAUCAGCUUUAUGCAUAACUCAAACAAGGUUCCAGUGAGAUUGUAAAAAAAUUGUUUUUUUUUGUCAGAUGUUUUUAUCCUUUAGAAACCAUCUCUGUUCUGCACACUGUACUGAAUCAAAGAGCCUAGAAGCCAAAGCACUGAUGUAAAGAACCUACAGUAUAAUGACAUCAAGAAGUCAUUUUAAUUGUAAUAAUAACUCAAGCAUGGGUGAAAAACAUGAAUGAAUAAAACUUUGUUUUUUGAGAAAUGCCGUUUUUAUGGUUUGCUUAGCUUUUGAACUAAGAGUUGUAUUUACCAGAGCAUGUGUUGGGUGAAUAAAUAAAAAAAACUUGAAAUUCAA
Messenger RNA from Triplophysa rosa, 2082 nucleotides. RefSeq names its product 1-acylglycerol-3-phosphate O-acyltransferase 9, like (gene agpat9l). NCBI's taxonomy places the organism in Eukaryota, Metazoa, Chordata, Actinopteri, Cypriniformes, Nemacheilidae. Gene Ontology annotation, biological process: triglyceride biosynthetic process. The transcript has 13 exons. Gene Ontology annotation, cellular component: endoplasmic reticulum. The record is from RefSeq and is a predicted model, not a curated record. Gene Ontology annotation, molecular function: glycerol-3-phosphate O-acyltransferase activity. Bases 177 to 1514 code for a protein of 445 amino acids.